Trichoderma breve is the source of this 654-nucleotide messenger RNA. RefSeq lists its product as uncharacterized. Bases 1 to 654 code for a protein of 217 amino acids. The transcript has 2 exons. Lineage: Eukaryota; Fungi; Ascomycota; Sordariomycetes; Hypocreales; Hypocreaceae. The record is from RefSeq and is a predicted model, not a curated record.
AUGAGUUGUUGGUCGGCUCGGAAACCGAAACACACCACUUUUAAACGGACAGAGAGACGCGGAAACCGAAAGACCCGUUUCGGAUUCAACGAAGCACACUGUACACGGCCUAUUCAAUGCGUGGAAGCUGUCUACCUCAAAUCAACCUUCGCGACAAAGCUGGUUGACGCAGUAUUGGAAGGAGGAGUGGCUACCGUGGCGACCACGCUUAGCCCAGCCGCUUUCGAAAGACAGAAGAAAGAGGACGAAAGACAGAAGAAAGAGGAACUCGAAGCCCAAAAAGACGAAGGUCAAUCCACAGACAAUGCCGCUGCAGACGAUACCCAGUACAACGAUGAUUGGGGCACAGAACAAAAUGCUGGCAACCCUUGGGGUGGCACCACCAGCGAUGAUUCUGCUGGUAACCCUUGGAGUGGCACCAGCGAAGCGGUAAAUGAGGAGGCAGGUCCAGCCCCAGCCUUUGAUGAUGAUGCAGUCCCAGCCUCAGCCUUUGAAGAUGAUGAAGGCCCAGCCUUUACACCCAACGAUCAGGGAGCCGCUGGCCAAACCUGGAAACAGUUGCGAGAACAGAUGCACGCCGCAGCCAACGCUCCCGAAAACAUGUACUCGACUGCUCGGACCCCUCGUCGACUACUUCCGUCACUGCGAAUCUGA